Periconia digitata is the source of this 830-nucleotide messenger RNA. NCBI's taxonomy places the organism in Eukaryota, Fungi, Ascomycota, Dothideomycetes, Pleosporales, Periconiaceae. The record is from the annotation of a GenBank genome assembly.
CUACUUGGUGUCGCUGCCUCUUCUAUUAUGUCCUCAAUUUCCCUCUGACGGAUAUCAUCCAAGGCAGUGUUUCGCGGAAUAUACGGAGUAGAUGCUAUCACGGACGCAUUAUUCAGAUCAAAACUCCAGUCGUCGUCGAACCUAUUCUGUCGCGAGGAGACGGGCGUGCUCUGAAGGGAACUCUUGUGCGAAAGCGGGCUCUCCUCGACUGAUGGGUGCGGCAGGUCUGCGGCGGGCGCUCCCGGACUCUCUCUAUAGCGUGGAGUCCCAGGAUUCCGGUUUUCCUCGGGCAUGAUGCCGUGCUGCUGGCAGAGCUUUCCCUCUUGAAAUGCGCAUUCGCGCCUGCGGCUAUGGCGUCGUUGCCAGAAUUGUGUCUGUCCAGGUUCUCCAACGUGACGGCGACAUUUGGGUGUGUUCGUGCAAGACGAAAAGGCUGCGCGCGGCGGCUCUGCUCCUCGCGCGCAUUGCGAAUCAACUGCUUAUCGAAUUCGUCGGCUUCGGGUUCGUUUUCCAGGUCGGUCAACUGUUCGUAUACGUCCUCGUGGGGUGCGGGUCGUUCGUUCGGAGCCAUCUCAAACAGUCCAUCUGUGCGAUUCUCUGGUACGCGGGGGUUGUAGGCUUUGUGGCGGGAUUCGAGGUUCGCGCCGGCGAAAUGGGUGGCUGGAAGUGGGGAGAAAGGUUGGAAGCGCGUACUCAUCUCAUGUGCGGCUAGUGAGAUUGCAUAAUAACGCGUCACUGGCGUGCAAUAAAGCUUCGGAUUUUGGUGAUGUAAGCGUUUGGGGCUAAGAGUGAAAGGUUGUAUACAUAUGUAUGUGUGGCUAUGUAUUUCG